GGCAAUGAGUAUACGUGUGUUUUUCACCAGCUACAUCAGCUCUCCUCUACGCUUCUGUUUUGUGAACACUUUCUACAUGGCCGACUGACUUGGAGCACAGAUGACUGCGGAAAACUAUUUCGCUUUGUCUCCAGCUGUGUCACGUUAGAGUCUCCCUCGUAGUGUAAAGAGAACACUGACCUGAACACUCUCACGCAUGCCUGUCAUGGGAAGAGGUUACUACAUCAGCAAGCAACUGGCGAUGGCUAUGGCCCUGCUGGCCGUACUGGCAACCUCCACCAUCCUUGCCCUUUCAGUAGCUUACUCUAAAGAAAAGUCCAAGGGGCAGUCGACUGACACCUCCACAUCAUCAGCACUGCCUGCCCCGCCACCGCCAAGUGACCCUUGGGACAAAUACCGACUGCCUGAUGCUUUAUCCCCGCAGUAUUACAACAUGACUCUGUGGCCACGGCUCAUGAUGGAUGCCCAAGGAGUUUAUCGCUUCACUGGCAGCUCCGGCGUGGCUUUCAUCUGCAUGAAGGAGACCGAUCUGAUCCUGAUUCACUCCCGCAAGCUGAACUUGACUCUCUUCAAUGGCCACCAUGCAAAGCUGUCAGGGAUGCAUGGCGUGGUGGCUCCAGCCAUAAAGAAGAGUUGGUUCCAAGUGGAAACCCAGUACUUGGUUGUGCAGCUGAAGGGGAUGCUGAAGCCAGGAAAAUCCUACUGGCUUUAUGUGGAGUUCCAAGGAGAACUGGCCGAUGACCUAGAGGGUUUCUACAGGAGUGAGUACGAGGAGGAUGGUGUAAAGAAACUUAUUGCCAUCACACAAAUGCAGCCCACUUAUGCCAGAAAAGCUUUUCCAUGUUUUGAUGAGCCAGCCAUGAAGGCCAUAUUUCACAUCGCCCUCAUUCACGAGCCUGGAACUGUUGCACUCUCAAACAGUAGAGAGAUGGGUACAAAAAAUCUAACAAUUAAUGGAACUAAGGUUAUUAAGACGAGGUUUCAUCCCACAAAGAAUAUGUCUACGUAUCUAGUUGCAUUUGUUGUCAGUGACUUCACAUACAUCAGUAAACCAAAUGACAAGAAAAUCAUGGUUCGCGUAUGGGCACGGAAAAAAGCGAUUGAUGAAGGGCAAGGUGGCUAUGCCCUCAGCAUCACACAGCCAAUACUAGAGUUCUUUGAGAAAUAUUACAGCACUAAGUAUCCACUUAAUAAGUCAGAUCAGAUUGCACUUCCUGAUUUUAAUGCUGGUGCAAUGGAGAACUGGGGUCUCAUCACAUACAGAGAGACAGCCCUACUGUAUGAUCCAAAAACCUCUGCCAAUGGCAACCAACAGGGAGUUUUAAUUGUGGUUUCUCAUGAGCUUGCCCAUAUGUGGUUUGGAAACCUUGUGACUCUGAAAUGGUGGAAUGACCUGUGGCUGAACGAAGGGUUUGCAUCAUAUGUUGAGUACCUUGGUGCAGACUAUGCAGAGCCAACGUGGCACAUUAAAGACCAGAUCGUACUGUAUGAUAUUUACCAAGCAUUUGCUGUGGACAGCCUGGUCUCCUCCCAUCCACUAUCCUGCAAAGAGGAGGAGGUCAACAAGCCGGAGGAAAUUAGCCAAAUGUUCAACACCAUAUCAUACAGCAAGGGGGCUGCAGUUCUCAGGAUGCUUUCUGAAUUCCUCACAGAACCAGUCUUUGCCAAGGGACUUGGUACGUAUCUGAAACAUUUUGCUUUUGGGAACUCUGAGUAUUCAGAUCUUUGGGAUCAUCUUCAGAAUGCAACCGAUGAAACUCCAGAGCUGAAGUUGCCACACAGUGUCCAUGAUAUCAUGAACCGCUGGAUUCUUCAGAUGGGUUUCCCACUGGUCACCAUUGACACCCAAACAGGAAAUGUGAGCCAGAAGCACUUCCUAUUGGAUCCAAAUUCUGUGGUGGAAAGACCAUCUGAAUUCAAUUAUGAGUGGUUCAUUCCAAUCAAAUGGAUGAAGGGAGGUCUAGAACAGGACCGGCUCUGGCUUCUUCGGAAAGCAGUUGUACAUAAAUCUAUGAAAGUCAGUCGAGAUGAAUGGGUGUUGGCCAAUCUAAAUGUAUCUGGGUACUACAGAGUGAACUAUGAUCUUGAGAACUGGGAAAAGCUUCUCAAUCAACUGAAUUCCAACCAUCAGAAAAUACCAGUGAUCAAUAGAGCUCAAAUUCUGGAUGAUGCCUUCAACCUUGCAACGGCGUCCAUUUUAAACAUAACUCUUGCCCUAAGAACAACUAAAUACCUCUCAUCGGAGAGAGAGUACAUUCCAUGGGAGGCUGCCUUCAGAUGUCUCAGCUCUUUAUACCUUGUGUUUGAUCGCAAUGAAGUUUAUGGAGCAUUGCAGGCUUACCUCAGAAAACAAGUGACACCUUUGUUUAAUCAUUUUGCGAGCAUCACUGUAAACUGGACAAUCGUCCCUCUAGGCCAUUCUGACCAAUUCACACAAAUCAUUGCACUGUCACUAGCCUGCAGAACAGGUUUGCAGGAAUGCCUGGACCUCACCCAAACCUGGUUCAGACAAUGGAUGCAGCAUCCUGAAAACAAUAUGAUUCAUCCGAACCUGAGAUCAACGGUGUACUGUAACGCAAUAGCUGCGGGAGGAGCUCAGGAAUGGGACUUUGGCUGGCGGAUGUUCAAGAAGGCCACAGUCGCAGCUGAGGCCACUAAGCUGAGGUCAUCCUUGGCUUGCACCAGAGAGCCCUGGUUACUCAACAGGUACCUUGAAUACGUACUGGAUCCUGAAAGAAUUCGUAAGCAGGAUGCCACCUCCACAAUAGGGUACAUUGCUGGCAAUGUCAUUGGACAACCUCUGGCAUGGGACUUUGUCAGAGCAAGAUGGGAAUACCUUUUCAAAGUAUAUGGUGCCGGAUCCUUCAGCUUCUCCAACUUAAUAAAUAGCCUCACUGCCAGGUUCCACACACCAUUUGAGCUCAGUCAGUUAAAACAAUUCCAAGUGGACAAAUCUGAGGUUGGCUUUGGUUCUGGGACCCAGGCUCUGGAGCAGGCGAUUGAGAGGACAACAGCCAAGAUCAAAUGGCUGGCUGAGAACCAGGAGCAUGUUUUGCAGUGGCUUGUUUCUGAGUCAGUAUAAAGAGGACAGCACAGAACUGAGCCCAUUCAAAAGCAGGAGUCUGACAACACAACACUAAAGGUCCAGGAAUCUGGGUUUGUCAACACUUGAAGACUGGAGCACCUGUUUUUGAGCAAUCAUAUUGUCUGCAUACUUUAUUGUAUGCAUAAAGUAAAUAUGCCCAUAUUCACAGCAGGCCAGAUGAGGUUCCCACAGAGACCCGGACCACUUCUGUAAACAUUGGAUUCCCUUACUAUGAUAUAACACCUUUUCCACUGCACGGAACUGGCAGAGGCUAAAUCAACAUAAACUUUUUCUUGCAUACUUAUAAAACUAAUUAAUAUUGAGUUAUAUUAAUAAACAUAUAU
Messenger RNA from Electrophorus electricus (electric eel), 3429 nucleotides. RefSeq names its product alanyl (membrane) aminopeptidase a (gene anpepa). Gene Ontology annotation, cellular component: cytoplasm; plasma membrane. The record is from RefSeq and is a predicted model, not a curated record. Gene Ontology annotation, biological process: proteolysis; peptide catabolic process. Gene Ontology annotation, molecular function: peptide binding; zinc ion binding; metalloaminopeptidase activity. Lineage: Eukaryota; Metazoa; Chordata; Actinopteri; Gymnotiformes; Gymnotidae.